Molecule: messenger RNA, 2058 nt
Organism: Perognathus longimembris pacificus (Pacific pocket mouse)
Lineage: Eukaryota; Metazoa; Chordata; Mammalia; Rodentia; Heteromyidae
Gene: Ceacam1
Product: CEA cell adhesion molecule 1
Exons: 9
Coding region: 62-1630 (522 amino acids)
Biological process (GO): signal transduction; regulation of immune system process
Cellular component (GO): plasma membrane; cell surface
Molecular function (GO): protein tyrosine kinase binding
Source: RefSeq, a predicted model, not a curated record
AGCAGGGGAGUGGUUCUGGAAGCAAGGCUGUCCUUUCUAGGCAGGGGCUGCAGAAGACACCAUGAAGCCCCACUGGGCCUCUGUGCAGGGAGGUCGCCGGCCCUGGCAGGGGCUGCUGCUCACAGCCUGUCUUUUAGCCCUGUGGACUCCAUCCGCGAUGUCUCAGCUCCGGAUCGAAUCCGUGCCGCCCAAUGCCGCUGAAGGACAGGACGUUCUCCUCCGGGUCCACAAUCAGCCAGCAAAUACUCAGAUCUACCGCUGGUUCAGAGGGGCAACUACGGAGGAAGCCUAUCGCUUGGCGGCCUAUUCCCUGUCCUCUAACGAAAGCAAGCCAGGCCCCGCCAACAGCGGCCGCGAGACCAUACUGCCCCACGGAUCGCUGGCCGUGCGAAACGUCACUGUCAAUGACUCCGGAGUUUACACCCUGGACAUCUUUGAUGAAGACUUUACCAGUAUAAAGGCAUCUGGACAGCUCAGAGUGUUCGCCAAGUUACCCAAGCUCUUCAUCACGAGCAACAAUUCCAGCCCUGUGGAGGGGGAAGACUCUGUAGUACUAACCUGUGAUCCCGAGACACAGAACACAAGCUACCAAUGGUGGAUCAAUGGCCAGAGCCUUCUCAAUGACCCCAGGCUGGACCUGUCCACCGACAACAGGAUUCUCACUUUACUCCGUGUCACGAGAAAUGACACGGGACCCUAUGAAUGUGCAGCCUCCAAUCUAGUGAGCUACAACAGAAGCGAUCCAUUCUCCUUGAAUGUCUCCUAUGGCCCGGAUGCCCCCAUCAUAACCCCCCCUGGCUCAAAUGUCGGUCAAGGGACCAACCUCAGCCUCUCCUGCCACACAGCCUCUAACCCACCCGCACAGUACACAUGGCUGUUCAAUGAGAGGCCGCAGUCAUCCACACCAGAACUCUUUAUCCCCAACAUCACUGCCAACCAUAGUGGAUCUUAUGCCUGCUUCGCCCAUAACUCUGUCACUGGCCUAAAUAGGACCACAGUCAAGACUAUUACAGUCUUUGAGCUGGUGACACAGCCCUCCAUCCACGCCAGCAACACCACGGUCAUGGAACAGGAAUCUGUGGUCCUGACCUGCCACUCUCGUGACCCCGAAAUCACGAUCCGGUGGAUCUUCAAUGACCAGAGUCUGCGGCUCAGCUCGAGGACAAAGCUAUCUGAAGACAACAGCACGCUCAGCAUAGACCCUGUCAGGCGGGAGGACAGCGGGGAGUACAGGUGUGAGGUGUCCAACCCAGUCAGUGUCAAGAAGAGUGAAGCUCUCCUGCUGUCUGUGAGCUAUGACCCAGCACAAUCAAGCUCUGACCUCUCGCCCGGAGCCAUUGCCGGAAUCGUGGUUGGAGUUGUGGCCGGGGUGGCUCUGAUAGCGGCCCUGGCGUAUUUCCUGUACUCCAGGAAGACUGGCGGGACAAGUGACCAGCGCGAUCUCACAGAGCACAAACCCUCAGCCUCCAGUCACAGUCGGGACACUUCUCGUGACAACUCUCCUAAUGAGAUGGAUGAAGUUUCAUACACUUCCCUGAAGUUCAAUGCUGCACAACCAAAAGAACCGACGUUCGUGCCCCCAGCCUCCACAGCCACAGAAAUAGUUUACUCAGAAGUGAAAAAGAAGUAAUGAAUGUCCUCCACCUGCCUGCAGCACUACCGACACUUCCCAAGCCUUUCCCGUGCACUGGGAGAUUCUCAGCCCUGGGGGAGGAAGGAGGUGGGCCUCCCCUUCACCCCCUUCCGCCCAUCCAGAAGGACUGCUGGACUCCUGUGGGCAUUGGCGGAAGAGGAGGUACAUCCUGGAGUCUGGCAAAGCUGGCUCUUGGAGAGAGUCACCAGGCCCUCCCACCCUCCCCUUCAUGCCAGUCUUAUCGAGUCUAACUUGCAGUGCCAUUGAGGAUGAGAUAUGAGGGUGUGUGAUCCUUUUUUCUUCUUUUUUUUUUUUUUAGUUGUUAUGUGCCAGAAAAAAAAAAGGGGAGGGAGAGAGAGAAAAAAAUUAGCAAGAAUGGCCUUUCUCUCCCAAUCUUGGUCUGAAGCCAUCAUACAUAAGGAAAU